Plasmodium gonderi is the source of this 939-nucleotide messenger RNA. RefSeq lists its product as hypothetical. Bases 1 to 939 code for a protein of 312 amino acids. Lineage: Eukaryota; Apicomplexa; Aconoidasida; Haemosporida; Plasmodiidae. The transcript is spliced from 12 exons. The record is from RefSeq and is a predicted model, not a curated record.
AUGACAUUCCUUUUUCGUUUGUUCAUUUCCUUGUUCACCUUAGUAAAAAUUACUACUUCAGAGGAAAAUUUAGUCACCAAGGAAACAGACAGCCCUAUAUUUUACUAUGGAUUCAUAAAUAAUGAGGGGUAUCAACAUUAUUUGCCAUCUAAGGAUUCUAACAUACUGGGCGAUAGAGAUAUAGUAAGAAUAUCCUGCAAUAAAGGUUACACGGUGGUAGUUAGGAAGGCAUCAAUAAUAGACUUAAACGAAGAAGAAAAUGACUAUACAAACAUGGCGAAAGAAAUAUGUUCCAAGAAGGAACAGUGUCAGAUCGACGUGCCGAAAUUUAAAAGAAAAACCAACAAUCCCCAUCUGGAUUUUUCCUCUGAAUUAUCAAUAGAAUACAUUUGCAUGAGCUCUCAAAAAAAUCUUUAUGACGGAAAUAUCUUCCACCAAGGAGUUACACACAAAUAUCUCGUACUACGGGAUCAGUCUCUGGCAUGUGUUCAGAAAAGCAAAGAAGUUAUAAAAUUUAUAUCCAUUUCAAAAGCUUUAGAAGCAUGUACCUUAAAUAAUUGUAAAUAUGUUACAUGGAAUGAUGAAAACAAAAGGGCGAUCAUCUGCACAGCCGAUUCUUCGGAUAAUUUUAUAGAAAAGAAGAAUAACAUAACAUAUAUGAACCCUACCUAUUUUUAUACCAACGGAUACACAACAUUUUUGAAUUAUAUGUCUAUUUGUGAUCAAAUUUUGAAAAGUGCACCUUACAACUUAAGCAUUCAAAAGUCAAUUGAUGUUUGUGCCCAUUUAGAUUGUGACUAUUUUAUUAAAAGCUAUGCUGGAUCCAUAAGGUCCUUAAACAAUCACGGGAAUGGCAAAACAUGGUUCUGCAAGGGUUUUCCUACGAUUAUACCAAUGGAUGGAUUCGUCACGAGUGUCAAAUUGAGCAAAUUUACUUAA